AUGCGUUCGCCGCGGCUUCUGCCUCCUCUGCCCUUCCCCUUCUGUCAACUCUCUCUUUCUCCAUUACCUUGCACCUCCAACACCCGCCCACACCCACAUGCACACAUGUGCGCACGCGUGGCUUUACGACCAUCACUUUCAUUUUUUUUUUUCACCGACGCGGAAGCGGCAAAGCACAACAAAUCAACCAGCUCAUUAUCGCGUCUAGGCAUGUCUCGCGUUGCUUUCGCUGCUCUCCUCUCCCUCGCUGUGGCGCUUCUCAGCCGCCAUGUGUACCGCCGAGUCAACCGACAGCGACUGCAGGCAGGUGCCGUCGCCCUCAUCACCGGCGGCGGCUCCGGGCUGGGGAUGGAGCUGGCCAAAAUCUUCGCCGUCUCUCACUGCGAGAUUGUGCUGGUGGGCCGCAACGAGGCGGCACUGAAGGCAGCGGCUCAGGUGUGCAGGGAGGCAGGAGCACCGCGGGUCGAGUACAUCCAAGCAGACAUCAGCAAGGCGGAGGGAACCGAUCGCGUUCGCAGCGAGUACGCUCGCCUCUACAAGGGCACGGGGAGGAGUCUGGCCCCCCCUCUCAAGUACCUUGUACUCAACGCCGGUGCAGGCGCCAUUGCCCCUUUCACGACGGAGCCCGCCUUUGAGCAAAUAUGCCACGCCAUGAUGGAUAUCAACUACUUUGCGAACGUGCGAUUGCUGCAGGCCUUCCUUCCGCAGCUCACGCAGAAUCACUCGUCGAGCUCUCCCAGUCGCAUCGUUAUCAUGUCCUCUCUUGCUGGUGUGCUGCCGUCCAUCUUGCGCAGUGCGUAUACGGCGUCGAAGCACGCCAUUCAGGGCUUUAUGAACGCGCUGCGUGGUGAGACGGCGGUGCACAUCACGCUCUGCUGUCCCGGCUAUGUGGACACGGACUUCCACAGUCGCGUGUUGACAAACGACGGUAAGCUUCUGGGCGGCAAUCAGCGCCGCGGCGUCUCACCUGCGGUGUGCGCGCGUCAGUGCAUGGACGGCGUCUUGUGCGACGAUGCCGAGAUCAUCAUGACGACGGGCGGGAAGCUCGCCUAUCGCCUCCGGCCCUUCCUGACGGGAAUCAUCGAUGUGCUGGUGAAGCGCAAGAGCCUCAAGUCUCUGGAACAUCACUGA
Molecule: messenger RNA, 1131 nt
Organism: Leishmania major strain Friedlin
Lineage: Eukaryota; Euglenozoa; Kinetoplastea; Trypanosomatida; Trypanosomatidae
Product: short chain dehydrogenase-like protein
Exons: 1
Coding region: 1-1131 (376 amino acids)
Molecular function (GO): oxidoreductase activity
Source: RefSeq, a predicted model, not a curated record